AUGCGGUGCUGGCAGCCUGCUACAGGCCGCACCCUGCGCUGCGUCUCGGUCGCAGCGCUGCGGUGCUCGCAGCGGGCGUACUGUCGGCUGUGGGUGCCCGGCCGCGGCGCGCGAGCAGGGACGAUGGUGACGCUCACGGCGGUGUGGCGUCGGCGUGACGGCGCCGCAAUGUGUGCGUGGGUGCGCUCGGCGAGCAGCACCGGUGGCGGUGGGGGCAGUCGCGGCAAGGACAUUGACGUGGUUGACGAGGCGAAGCCCAUUCACAUCCGCGUUGCGGAGGAGAAGGACUCGCAGAUCUUCACCAUGCAGGAUUACAUUGAGCGUGAGGAGGCGGAGCUGAACGCGUCCCGGUCCGUCAGCCAGCGACUCUCAGACGUGCGCGACAACCCCGUCUGGAUGCUGUGGGCGCUGUUGUUUCUUUCGCUUGGGGUGCUGACGGUUGUCGUCUCCAUUCGUGUGCGGCGGGAGCAGAUGCGCUUUGACCCGAGGCUGCGGGCAGUGAAGGCCUUUGACAGUCCGGAGGGGCCGAGCAUUGGCGGCCCCUUCUCACUGGUCGGCGUGGACGGCCGCCGGUACACCGACAAGGACUUCCUCGGCAAGUGGCUGUACAUCUACUUUGGCUUCACCAACUGCCCGGACGUCUGCCCGGAGGAGAUGGCGAAGAUGAGCCGCGUGGUGCAGCACCUGGACAAGAAGGUUGGCCGCGACUACUGGCAGCCGGUCUUCGUCUCCCUCGACCCGCGCCGGGACACGCCGGAGAAGAUACGCGAGUACCUGGCCGACUUCAGCCCGCGCAUCCUCGGCCUUGUCGGGACGCAGGAGGAGGUGGAGGCGGCGGCGCGGGAGUACCGGGUGUACUUCGCCAUCCCCGACGAGGAGGCGAUGAGCGAGGACGACUACCUGGUGGAUCACUCCAUCAUCAUGUACCUCAUGGACCCCGAGGGCAAAUUCUGCGACUACACCACGAAGGAGUUCCAGUGGUUUGAGAGCUACAGCAAACUGCUGCGCCGCAUGAUGGACUACGAGCGGGAGAAGGCGCAAAAGCAGCGGGCGAGAGGCGGGGAGCUGCAGCCGGGUGAGCGGGCGGCAAACGUGAAGGUGGCAAACAUUGCGACGGUGUUAGAUGAGAGCGUGGCUGCGGUGCCCAGCCGCGAGGCGCUGGAGAGCGAGAGGCCGCAGCAGGCGAUGACGGUCCGGCGUUGA
Molecule: messenger RNA, 1203 nt
Organism: Trypanosoma conorhini
Lineage: Eukaryota; Euglenozoa; Kinetoplastea; Trypanosomatida; Trypanosomatidae
Product: putative electon transport protein SCO1/SCO2
Exons: 1
Coding region: 1-1203 (400 amino acids)
Source: RefSeq, a predicted model, not a curated record